AUGCCUUCACACCACUUUGACGAUGAAUGCCAUCACGGAAUAACAUCAACAUGUAACGGUGUUGGUCAAAGAGGCUCUCGAACAAAAGCCUCUUCAAACUUUUUAGGAAAAAGAAGCCUACAAAAAAAUGAUGAUCUAGAAACUGGUAUGGAAGAAUAUGAUGAAAUGAUGUAUGAUCAAUCAUACGAAGAUCAAUCUUGUUCAUCAUCGGAUGAUGAUACGGAUUUGUAUUCAUCAAAACCUAGUAAGAAAUUAAAGCAAGUUCAUGCAGUUUGUAUAUCGAUUGGAAGUAGUAAUCAAUCAAGUUCUUCUUCAUCAUCCGUAACGUGUUCAUUCCCAUUUUACACUUGUCACAACAACACAGGUUCUAAUAAUUUCAUUUCUAAUACUCCACUUUUUAAUCCUUCAAUAAUAACAUCACCUAUGAAUGCCAUCCAACCAUCAACUUCCUCCAAUUCCCCACCUUUUGUUAAUAUCAGAACAUUAACUGGACAAUCCAUGCGUGUAUAUAAUUUUAAUAAUUUAACUUUACAUCACUUAAAAACUGCAGUGAGAGAUAUGUUGCAAAUACCUUACGAAAAACAACGUUUUGUUUACAAAGGAAAGAUCAUAAAUGAUGAUAAUAUGGAAUGCAAUUUGAGUCAAUUUGGAUUUCAAUCAUCAGACUCAUUGUUCGUAGUUUUGGACUUUUUCCAUAAUAGAAAAGUUAUGGAUUCAACUCCAAGAUAUAACGAUACUGUAAUACUACCAGAUUAUUACUAUCAUGGUGAUAGUCAGAACAUAACGAUAAUACCAAAUCAGGAAAUUGAUGCGAUAGAUGAAUCAGAAGAUUAA
This is a messenger RNA of Naegleria gruberi, 834 nucleotides long. RefSeq lists its product as uncharacterized. NCBI's taxonomy places the organism in Eukaryota, Heterolobosea, Eutetramitea, Acrasida, Naegleriidae. Gene Ontology annotation, molecular function: protein binding. The transcript has a single exon. Bases 1 to 834 code for a protein of 277 amino acids. The record is from RefSeq and is a predicted model, not a curated record.